Messenger RNA from Uloborus diversus, 6776 nucleotides. It is a transcript of the gene Cdep, whose product is annotated as FERM, ARHGEF and pleckstrin domain-containing protein 2-like. Gene Ontology annotation, molecular function: guanyl-nucleotide exchange factor activity; cytoskeletal protein binding. NCBI's taxonomy places the organism in Eukaryota, Metazoa, Arthropoda, Arachnida, Araneae, Uloboridae. The record is from RefSeq and is a predicted model, not a curated record. The coding region runs from base 1 to 3102 and encodes 1033 amino acids. The transcript is spliced from 25 exons. Gene Ontology annotation, cellular component: cytoskeleton.
AUGGCAUCUCAUGGUGGAGGUGGGGCAUCCCUUCCUCAUUCUCACAGCAGUCCUAGUGGAAUGUAUCCUGCACCAUCAUCCCCAGAGGGUCGAAGUUUAGGCAAAAGACUUCCCGUACAAGUGCAUUUUCUUGAUGAAUCUAUAGCUUCUUUUAAUAUUCAAUUUAAAGCUUUGGGAAAAGUUUUAUUUGAUCAAGUUUGCAAGCUUUUAAAUUUGUUGGAGACCGAUUAUUUUGGAUUAGAAUAUAUUGACUGCGCAGGAACAAAAUUUUGGCUUGAUUAUGAAAAACCAAUGUGUCGACAAAUGGGACUAUCGAUGAUCAAUCCAAUUAUGUAUUUUUCUGUAAAGUUUUAUACACCUGACCCUGCCCAACUGGAAGAAGAAUACACUAGGUAUUUAUUUAGUUUACAAAUUAAAAAAGACUUGUCUCAGGGCGUUUUAAUAUGCAAUGAUAACACAGCAGCACUGAUGGCAUCAUAUAUUGUGCAAGCUGAAUGUGGAGAUUUUGUUUCUGAAGAUUAUCCAGAUCACAAUUAUGUUUCUUCUUUCAAAUUUGUUCCUCAUCAAGAUGCCGAUUUUCAGCACAAAAUCAUGGAAAAUCAUAAAAAGCACAUUGGGCAAUCUCCAGCUGAAGCGGAUCUUAAUCUGUUAGAGACUGCAAGACGUUGUGAGCUUUAUGGAAUUAAGAUGACUCCAGCAAAAGACAAUGAAGGUGUACCAUUAAAUCUUGCUGUGGCUCAUAUGGGUGUUCUGGUCUUCCAAAAUUAUACUAAAAUAAAUACUUUUUCAUGGGCAAAAGUUAGGAAAAUCAGUUUUAAAAGACGAAAAUUUUUUAUCAAGCUACAUCCUGAAGGUUAUGGUUACUAUAAAGACACAGUUGAGUUUGUGUUCGAAAGUCGAAAUGAGUGCAAGAAUUUUUGGAAGAAAUGUAUUGAAAAUCAUGCCUUUUUUCGCUGUAGUGAAGUUAAAAGGUUGCCACGUCAUAAAACUCGCAUAUUUAGUCGAGGCUCUUCUUUUAGGUAUAGUGGUCGUACCCAAAAGCAAAUGGUCGAAUAUGUACGAGAAAACUAUGUCAAACGACAACCAUUUCAAAGAUCUACAAGCUUACGUGUCUCAACCACUCGUAGAGGCUUAGGAAUGGUUGGCACAUCUCUAUCAGCUCAACCGUUGUUACCAGUGAGUAGUAGUCAAUCAUGUGGUUCUGUUAUUUUAUCUCAUGAUGUGGAAGUGCCUUCUGCCUUGGUGACCAGGCCAACUUCUGCAUCUCAACCAUCAUCUCCUAGAGUUAAUCAGGAGUCAUCUAGAAUGAUUGCAAAUGGAAGCAUAUGCAUUGACCCGAGGAGUUCCUAUUUGGACCGAAGAGAUCAUCCACCAGCCUUUGACUCUUCUCCUCCAUACCAAUCUCCAGCAAAAGAUCUAUCUAGCCCUGUUAGCCAACCUAGAAGUAGUAGUAAUGUUCAUAGUGAAACAACUUCAAUAUCCACCAGGUGCAUCUCUAGUGACGAAGAAAUGAGUCGAUCUCCCACUUCUCCUCUACGAAGCCUUCGGGAACAGUGCAGCACUGCUCAUUCUCCAAGGUCUGAAACAGACACAGAAAUUAGGAGGAAGAAUGUGCCAUCCGACAAAUCUUACUUCAUUGCCAAAGAGUUUUUGAUGACUGAAAGAACUUAUAAAAAAGAUUUGGAGCUAAUUAAUGUGUGGUUUCGGGAUGAAGUCAGUAAAGAAGAAAAUAUGCCAACUGAUGCGUUAGCUGUAUUAUUCUCUGUCAUUGAUCCUUUAUAUGAAUUUCAUUGUUCUUUGCUUCGUGAACUUGAACAUAGGAUAGCUACAUGGGAGGGAAGAACUGGAAUGCCUUUACAAACUCAUAUUCAAGGAAUUGGAGAUAUUUUGUUGCGGAAAGUUCAAAUGACUGAGUUUUACACUGGAUAUGUGGAAAAGUUACCUUUUAUUCUCGAAAGGCUAAAUAGUGCAUACUGUGCCAAUACUCAUUUUGAAAGAAUGUUUUGUGAUUUUGAAAUGCAGAGAGUUUGUUAUCUUCCUCUAACAUCAUUUCUUCUGCGUCCUGCCCAUCGUCUCAUGCAUUAUAUUAAUCUACUUGAAAAGUUGGUGAAUCAUUAUGGAGACAGUCAUCCUGAUGCCAAAAACUGUAAAACUGUUUUGUUUAAACUUAAACAAGUUACAAAUGGAUUCAUGACGAAUGUGAAUUGUUCUGCUAACUUUGUAAAAUUAAUGGAACUGCAGCGAGAUUUGUAUGGGAUAUCCAACCUAACAACCAAUAGAAGGGAAUUUUUGAGAGAAGGAUGCCUGCAAAAGCUUUCAAGAAAGGGUUAUCAGAACCGAAUGUUCUUUUUAUUUUCAGAUGUUCUUCUGUACACAAGUAGGGCACCUAGUGCUCAACUUCAGUUUAAAGUACAUGGACAGCUUCCAUUAGAUGGUGUUAUGGUAGAAGAAACAGAGCCAAAAAUGGGUGUAACUAAUUGUUUCACUAUUUAUGGUGGAAAUAGAGCUUUAAUGGUUGCAGCUAGUUCUGCAGAAGAAAGGCAGAAAUGGCUGAAAGAUUUGACUGAAACUAUUCAAAGUGUCAGGUCGCCUAAAGAUGAUAAUUUAUUUUAUUCUAGUCUUCGAUCAUGCAGCUCAUCUGAUGAAGUACUUGAACAACCUGAUAGCUUGAAAAGUUCUGAAGUUGUAGGAUUAAAUAGCGGAACUGCAAAGCCUUAUCAACAUCGUUCUAACACCACAGUUCAUAUAUGUUGGCAUCGUAAUACAAGUGUUGGUAAAGAAGAUUAUAAAAAAGGUCUUCUGAAUUACCUCAGUGGUUACCUUCUUCGAAAAUUUAAAAAUAGCAGUGGUUGGCAGAAAUUAUGGGUAGUCUUUACAAACUUUUGCCUUUUUUUCUACAAGUCCUAUCAGGAUGAUUUUCCACUUGCUAGCCUUCCAUUACUAGGUUAUUCUGUAACCUUGCCAAGCCCUCAAGAUAACAUAAACAAAGACUAUGUGUUCAAACUGCAGUUCAAAAAUCAUAUAUAUUUCUUUAGAGCUGAAAGUGAAUAUACAUUCGAAAGGUGGGUGGAUGUGAUAAAGAGUGCAACCCUUAAGUUUUAAGUUAUAAAGUUGUCAUGUUUGAAAGACAGAGAGAGAGAGAGAAUGAACAAAAUAAUUCCGUCUCACGAGUGGUUCUUAAAAUAUUCCAAGGCAAAACCUUUUCCAUUAAAUGCACUGUUUUAUAAUUUUUUGUAAACAUUUAUGUUAUUAAUGUAUCAUAAUUUUUCAGUAAUAGUUUUUUAAUGUUGUUUCAAAAUAAUCAUUAUGUUGAUGAUUUAUGAAGUAUAAUUUUUGGGAUGAUUUUUAGAAUUUCUUUUGAAAAUAUUUUCUUGUUCUUUACAUUUCUGUAUGGUUGUUUUAUCGUGCAAAGAUAUAUAUCAUACAUACAUGCAUCACCUUUUUAAUUUUGUUUUAAAGCUUUUUCUGAAUUUUAUUCAUCUAUUUCAAACAUAUGCAUUUAAGAGAUCCCUUUGAACAUGAAUGCUGACUCAUAAAAUUCCAUGUUGAGUACAAACUGUUAAUAAUUAGGGUGCAGUAUUAUGACUCCCUAUGCAUUUUAAAUCAAUGUUUUUAAAAUACUUUAACAUUUUUGUUUAUCUUUUAAUCAAUUUUCCAUCUGUUGAUUUGGGUGCUUAUGUUAUAAUAUAAAAUUAUCUAUUUUUUUCAUCAUUAAAAAAUAUAAAUAUUUUCUUACUUCAUAAAAAUAAAUUAAUUAAAACAUUUUCUUAAAAUUUCCAGCAAUUUUUCUGUUCUCAACAAUAUAUUGUUUCUGUAUUAUCCUUUUUAAUUCAGAAAGUAAUUAGCAAUGUUAGUGAAUCACUUUCUUUUUAUGAAGGUUUCUGGCAUCUAGUUUCAAUUUAACUUUUCUCUGAACCAAACAAGAUGCUUGUAAAUUUAUAUACAUAAUUACUUUUAUUCUUAAGUUAACAAAACAUGUACAUAUGUGUGAUUGAUUGCAUGAAAACCUACUUGUGAAAUGAAAAAGUGAAAAGAGGCAAACUAACAUGUGUAUUCAUAUCUACUUCAAUUUAAUAUUUUUAAGCAAUAUUUUCAGUGCAAGAUCGCAGUUUUAAUAUUUUCACUUCCUUGUUAAUUUUUGAAAAUAGCAUCCACUGUAUGAAAAGUUACUAUGAGUAUAAAGCCAUUAACUGCCAAUCUGCAUCCAUGUAGUUGUCAGCCAAAUUUGUCUGCAGUUAGUUGUUAGUAGAUGAUUUAGGCUGUCAACUUUUGACUUUUGUAGGUACAAAUUAAAACUGUUAUGCAAAUGUGACAUAAUCAAAAGAGAUGUUGAGAGACUGUGCUCAAAGAAAAUCAUAUUUAGUCUUUCAUGAUAUUUGAAUGAAGAACUCUUUCAAAGUUAUCAGCAUACAUACAGAAAAUGUUUUUUAAAAAUGUAUUUUUCUUCAGGAAUAUAAAGAAGACCUUACCUCUAUUAGGCAUGCGUGAAAAAUCUAAGUACCUGUUUGUACUAUAUAUUUAAAAAACUAGUAGUAGGACUAGAGAAACUUUUUUAUAAUAUGAGUUUUGAAUACAAGGAGUUUUGAUUUAGGUAUUCCUUUCAUGCACCUUUUUCAUUUCAUCAAAAUAAAACUAGGUCUUUACAGAAUUUCAUUUGAACAUGUUUCAUGCUAUAAAUUAGAUAAAAUUUUCUGUUUUGUUGCUUUACCAUACCUUUUUACCAAACAAAUGAAUACUUUUGAAAGGUGAAACAGCAGAUGUAGUUGGCUUAAAUCUGCAUGUAUAAACUGAUUUUAAUACCUUUUCUGCAGUUAAUACAGCAAUUUUUAUUUUAAUUUUAUCUUCUUCCCCUUUACCAGUUUUUAAGUUUUUAUUAAUUUUCAUUGGUGGCUGAAAGUGAAAUUACUUUUGUAACUGUUCUUGGGCUAAGUGUCAGAGUCCUUAUUUUGUAUUUAACAAAUAAAUUCUUAUCACAAUAAUCUUCUUUUGUGAAAGUUAAAAAAAAUCAUAUAAAAAGUCUGUUGAUGUAAGUUUUCAUUAAUAGCUCAAGUUAAAAUGUGUAGAUGCAGAUGUAAUUGAGCCAAAUGAAUCAUUUACAUAUUUGAAGCAAAUCUAUUAAUUUAAGGGGGAAAAAUAAUGUUUUGUGUCUGAUUACUGAGUUAUGAAAAAUAACCAGUAUUUAUAUUCGUAAUCAAGAUAUUGUGUAUUCCAUUUGUAUUUUAAUUCAUAAUGAUGAAUUUGUUUGUUAAGAUAUGGUAAUGUUAAUCAUGCAAUUUUUAUAAACAGCGUGGCACUUUUUUAAAAUUCUCCUUGUAUUUUCAAAUUUUGAACUUUUUUUUUAUUUAGAGUUAAUUAUGCAUUGGAACUGACAGGGUGUCUGUUAUAAUUGUGUUCAUUGUUCAAAGUGCUAGAAAAAUUUAUGUAUUAAAACUGUGUACAUUCAAAUAUUUACUUUCUUGUGCAUCUAAAGUUAUACAAGAAAAUAUUUUUCUAUUAGCAACAUGCUUUCAGUUUCGGCAUAUGAGUUUUUGUAAGUAGCUGAUGUAAAUUCAACCGAAUGCUGGAUAAAGUAUACAUAUAUAUAUAUUAUUUAGGAGUUUGAUAUUCUAGAUACUACUUGUUGACAAAACAAUGUUUUACUUUUGUUUCUUUUUUUAUUGUUUGAUAUGAAUCUCAUUUUUAUAUUAUGUACCUAAGAAUGCUCAGCUUCAUCUGUAUGUUGUCUCGUACAUAUCAGAAUUUUAGAAGUAAAGUUAUGUUGCAUGACAUCAUAGUAAACUAUAUUACAUCUUUCUAUCUGUAAAACAAUUCUUCUACCUUUAGUAUUCUUAGUGUAUACUUUACAAUAAAUAUUGAAUCAGUUUUUAUAACUUAAACUCUUAUGUUAGUAUUGAUACCAUGUAAGGUUUAAAAUAUUCUACUUGAAUUUUCAUUGGCAAAUCAUAAUCAGUGUUAAUUUUAUGAUCUAUGAACUUUUAUUUCCCCAUAAAUCAACUUGUAUCCUCAUUGAUGUAAAAUCAGGUAGCAAUAUCCUGUGUCAGCAAUUACAAGAAUAUAAGCCUUAAAAAGAAAAAAGGACAAUACAGAAAGUUCUUCUGUUGAUACCCUUUUUUUAGGAAAUUAUUACAUGAAAUGUAAUGAUCAAAUGUAGUACUGUUCUCAGACUUUCAAAAUAACUUGUAUGUAUGGUAACACAUUAGAGAGUUUAUACAAAGUUUAUAUAGCAUGUUUCAAUGUUCAUUAUGCAAACAACUAAAGAUAUGUAAUACAUUUUUGUUGAUUUAUAUUAUUUAUUAUUACUAUUUUUUGUGUUGCAUGAGAACUGUAUUAUUUGACAAAUGAAAAGGUCAAUUGUUGCAAUAUUGCACUUGAUUAUCAGUGCAUGGAAUCUUUUUUAACUUUUUUGUGUCCUUUAUGUUUAUGAAUGAAUCUCAUUUUUUUAGAACAACUGCUACAAUAAUCUCAAUAUACGAGAAUCUCCAUUUUUCUCAACAAUAUGCCAUUCUUAUUAUUGUGAGAAAAUCUCAUAGUGUUCUCUUGUUUGUCCUAAAGAGUUGUUUGCAUUUAUACAAACAUGGUGCUUAUACAUUAACUGUUGAGAAUUUGGAUUUAAAAUUGUAUUUUUCAUUACUAUGCUGCUUUCUUUAUAUGCCUUCAACUUUUCUGAACAAAGCAGCUGUUGUUGAUUAGAUUUUGUGUGUAAUAAAUUAUAUCAUGCUAUGUGUAUUUUAUUUUUAAUGUUACUCUUAACAUUUUAAAAUAAAGUUACAUUGAUU